GCCUGCCUUCCUGCUUCCGGUGGUGCGGCCGGCGCCCUCGAGGCCAGCGGUACCGCGGGGGGCGGCCGAGGCGGCCGGCGAGCGAGGGGAGGCGGCCCGGUCCCCCCGCCCCGAGGGCCGCCUACCUGUGCCGGGUGGAGGUCGCGCUCCGCCUCACGCCCGUGUCUCGUCUCCGCGGGGGGCUCGGUACCGCCCGUCGCUCGCCCGCCGCGCCCGGGGGAUGCCCGAGGCGGCGCCCGCUGCCGCCGCAGGGUUUCCCCAAUAGAAAAACAGAAGAGAUGCUUGAUAUUAAGGCUUGGGCUGAAUACAUCGUGGAGUGGGCUGCAAAGGACCCCUAUGGCUUUCUUACUACAGUGAUCUUGGCCCUUACACCCUUGUUCAUAAUUAGUGCAGCACUGUCCUGGAAACUUGCAAAAAUGAUUGAGGCCAGGGAGCGAGAGCAAAAGAAGAAACAGAAACGCCAGGAAAAUAUUGCAAAAGCCAAACGAACAAAGAAGGAUUAAAUGAGCAAAAAAGCCUUCCUUGUGUGAAGAAUCAACUUUUUUAAAUGAAGCACUGCUGUACAAUAUCUGUUCUGUUGUAACCUUCCUUUGAUACUUGAUCCUGUAUGAUUCUUGAAGUAUGAAAUUUAACUACUUAGAGAUUAUUUCUGCUGAAAUGGUUUGUGUUAAAACAACACUUGAUACACCCAUUUUUUCUACUACUUGUGUUCUAAUGCAGGUUGCUUUUUCUAAAUUUGCAUGUUAAAUUCAAAAAUGAAUCUGCUGGGUGGGGGUAAAUAUUUCUUUCUUAACUGAGCUAUGACUUAACAGUUAUCUUAAAUGUGUCAAUUAAAUCAUGGGAAAAUGUAAA
Messenger RNA from Rhea pennata, 852 nucleotides. RefSeq names its product small integral membrane protein 15 (gene SMIM15). The record is from RefSeq and is a predicted model, not a curated record. The coding region runs from base 279 to 503 and encodes 74 amino acids. The transcript is spliced from 2 exons. NCBI's taxonomy places the organism in Eukaryota, Metazoa, Chordata, Aves, Rheiformes, Rheidae.